Messenger RNA from Scomber japonicus (chub mackerel), 1838 nucleotides. It is a transcript of the gene srsf7a, whose product is annotated as serine and arginine rich splicing factor 7a. The record is from RefSeq and is a predicted model, not a curated record. Gene Ontology annotation, biological process: mRNA splicing, via spliceosome. The transcript is spliced from 8 exons. Gene Ontology annotation, molecular function: zinc ion binding; RNA binding. Gene Ontology annotation, cellular component: nuclear speck. The coding region runs from base 201 to 962 and encodes 253 amino acids. Lineage: Eukaryota; Metazoa; Chordata; Actinopteri; Scombriformes; Scombridae.
CUUCCCGUUGCUAGUUGGCUAAGCACCCUGUGUGAGAGACAUGUGGGGAAGUCGUUAAUGUUUGUACUAGUUGCUUUUUUUUGGCUCAUUUGGUGUUGAAAAAGACUCGGUUGUGGUGGUAAAGACCACCUCAGGUUUCUGGAGUUUCCUCUCCGUUUGGAGGUUCGUCGUAGAUCAUCGGAACAAGACAGACGGAAAAGAUGUCGUACUAUUCAUCAUCCCGUAGUUCGUCUCGGGCCACUGAUUGUAAAGUGUACGUGGGUGACCUGGGCAACGGUGCUGCCAAGGGGGAGCUGGAGCGAGCGUUCAGUUACUACGGCCCACUGAGGAGCGUCUGGGUGGCCAGGAACCCACCUGGGUUUGCCUUCGUGGAGUUUGAGGAUCCCAGAGAUGCAGAAGAUGCAGUGAAAGGCAUGGAUGGAAAGGUGCUGUGUGGUUCCCGUGUCCGUGUGGAGAUGUCAACAGGAAUGUCCAGGAAGGGCCGUGGGCGCCCCAGCCGGCGCCAGUUUGACCCCAAUGAUCGGUGUUACCAGUGUGGGGACCGGGGCCACUACGCCUACGACUGCUACCGCUUCAGCAAGAGGGGCCGCCGCGGCAGCAGGUCUCGCUCUCAUUCACGGUCUCGCUCAAGGUCCAGAUCCCGUGGGCGCCGCUACCGCUCUCGCUCCCGCAGCCGUAGCCACAGCCGGAGCCGUCGUCGAUCUCCAUCCUAUUCCAGGCGCAGGAGCAGGUCUGGCUCCCCAGCCCGUUCCAAGUCCAGGACUCCUGUGAGAAGUCGCUCCAGAUCUCGGUCUCGAUCUGGGUCUAUGCCCAGGGGACGCUCUGUGCCCAGGGGACGCUCUGUGCCCAGGGGACGUUCUGUGUCCCGGUCCCGCUCACGAUCUCCGUCUGCGAAUCACAAGAGGAACAGUCGUUCCCGCUCAGCAAGUCCAAACCGAAGCCCUACGCCAGCAGACGACUGAGUGAAGAAGACUUAGUAUCCCCUUACUCUCCCCACCCCCCUUCUCUCCUGUCCUUAACAGACAGACCCUCCACCCCUGCACCCUGACCGCUUUUACAUCCCUUACAGCUGUUUUUUGUUUUUUUGUACUUGCCCAGUCCAAGACUUUUAAGUUCAAUCCCCACCUCGUCCUCCUCUAGGGCUGUAGUCCUACAGCCUCAGAUUGUUGCAGAUUUAAUCAGUGUGGCAGAUUUUUUUGUUUUUGUUUUUAAUGCUGAAUAUACGUUAUCUUCCCACGUGUCUAGUAGCAAGUACAUGAAGCAACACCUACAGUAUGUUAAUGUUGACUUUUAACAGUGAUUUGGGCGGUUCGUACAGCAAACUGCAGUGGAAGGUAACCCAGUAGACACCAGUCAUUGCAAUGAUGAACUGCUUUUAUUCCCUAAACUGUGAAAUUUCUGAACUUUAAUAUUUUUUUUCUUCCACAUUGAGAAUCUGUAAAAAAUUUAAAGUUUUUGAAUUGCACUCCAAUUUGAUUUUUUUGUUUGUUUUUUGGUUUAAGAUGCUGUUUAACCAGUCCAUUCAUCAUGGCACAAGCAGAUAGGUCAUUGCCUGCAUGCCUUUAUAUGUGAUGUCACAUUCCUACUGUUUGUUGUUUCUGUGCUGCACUGCCCUUUUUACAAACUUCACCAGCUUCACUGUGUGCUGAAUAGAUCCCCCCUAUGUGUUGAUCUCAAGAUUUAUCCUGUUUUUUUUUCUUUUCUUUUCUUUUUUUUUCAUUUUAAAAAUGUGCUUAAGUUUAAUUUUUGAAGGGCUGCUUUAACAGUUUUUGUUCUGUUCCUGGCUUAAUAUGGUAAGACAGUGGCAGUUUUAUUUUUGAAUAAAUCUCUACAACAUA